AUGAAAGCCGGUAAUAUUAAUGAGCAAUAUCACAAAAUCAAUUCAUUGAGCUGCACGUAGUUCAAGAAGCUGCCGUUUCGCUUCUUCAAAUUCCAUCAGAACCUUCAUGAUACGCCAGUAGAGAUCGGAUCUCAUCCCCAUACGAUCGAACAUUGCUCCAUACUUCAUAUGGUUUAAUGUCUCUCUAGUAAUAUAAUCCCGUCUCUGUAGUACAUUCGUAACGGAGACAUGAAGAGUCCCUGAUGAUUGCGUGGUCAUUCCUGCUCUAGAUAUUACUCCGUCCUCUUUCAAAUUGAAAAAAUCGAUAUCGAUUGCUUGACCAAUAAAGAAUUCGCGCAGUUCACUGACUGGAUCAUCGGGUUUUAUCGGUCUCCAACAUUCGACACGAUAAUCUGUUCUUCCCGGCCGAAGAAGUGGUGUGAGACUGCCAUAACCAGCCAGAUACUGCCGACCCCAGAAAUCUUCUGA
Messenger RNA from Haemonchus placei, 468 nucleotides. NCBI's taxonomy places the organism in Eukaryota, Metazoa, Nematoda, Chromadorea, Rhabditida, Trichostrongylidae. The record is from the annotation of a GenBank genome assembly.